AUGGUCAAAUUGGAAGAACUCGAAGACGAGCAUUUCCUGAAUAAGCCCGAGACAACGUCUGACGGAGCUCUGCUGGCCGAUGACGACGAUGAUUAUACUGAUACCGACUCUGAAAUCUCCGACGACGCCUCUGACGCUGGCGCCCUCGACGAGUCCCUGAUUGACCGCCUCAGCGCACUCCGCGACAUCAUCCCUCCCAAAGCCCGGGCGAAGAUCUCGUCUAUCUCUUCCACCAUCGCCUCCGCGACCUCCUCCACUAUCAAUUAUUCCGGCAAGGGCCUCUGGGUGAUCGCCACCAGUGUGUUGUUGCUCGGCAUCCCGUAUGCGCUUGCCCUUGGUGAAGAACAGCAGUACAUGGAGGAAGAGAGACAACGGGCUGUGAUGCAGGAGGGAGCCCAGGGACUGAUUCAAAGUGGUCAGGCACAACAAGGUCAGGCUCAAGGACAAGCCAAGCCGGCGUUGUAA
Messenger RNA from Exophiala dermatitidis NIH/UT8656, 465 nucleotides. RefSeq lists its product as uncharacterized. The transcript is spliced from 2 exons. Gene Ontology annotation, cellular component: mitochondrial outer membrane. The coding region runs from base 1 to 465 and encodes 154 amino acids. NCBI's taxonomy places the organism in Eukaryota, Fungi, Ascomycota, Eurotiomycetes, Chaetothyriales, Herpotrichiellaceae. The record is from RefSeq and is a predicted model, not a curated record. Gene Ontology annotation, biological process: intracellular protein transport.